Molecule: messenger RNA, 10768 nt
Organism: Stegostoma tigrinum
Lineage: Eukaryota; Metazoa; Chordata; Chondrichthyes; Orectolobiformes; Stegostomatidae
Gene: znf804a
Product: zinc finger protein 804A
Exons: 4
Coding region: 313-4134 (1273 amino acids)
Cellular component (GO): nucleus
Source: RefSeq, a predicted model, not a curated record
GUGCAGUGGACCAGCAGCUCUUUGUGGUGUAUAAUAUUAUGUCUGUGAGAGUCUGAGGUUUAGAACUCUCGUUCGUGCAGCAGAGAUGCAAAGAGAUUGGCCACACUGUUUUAAGCAGGACGAAUCAGCAGCAAACGGAAGAGCUGACUAGCUAAUGCCUCAUUUGCUUAUGCUGAUAUACCAGUGUGAAACAAGAGAAAAGAGGAGCGGCAUUCAUUGAGCGCUGUGUUGCCAGCUCAGAUCAUCCGGAGGCUUCUCGUUUGCAGACCACUUGAACUGUAUGCACUGUGUGCUUGGGAGCUACAGCAUCAUAUGGCGUGUUACUAUAUUGUCAUCAGCUCCACACACCUUAGCAAUGGCCAUUUCAGAAAUAUCAAGGGAGUUUUUCGGGGACCUCUCUGCAAGAAUGGAAACAAGACACUGGACUACACUGAAAAGGAAAAAGCAAUAACAAAGGCCUUGGAGGAUCUGAAGGCCAACUUCUACUGUGAAUUGUGUGACAAACAAUAUUAUAAACAUCAAGAGUUUGAUAACCAUAUAAACUCCUAUGAUCAUGCUCACAAGCAGAGACUUAAAGAACUGAAGCAGAGGGAGUUUGCUCGGAAUGUGGCUUCCAAGUCUAGGAAAGAUGAAAAGAAACAGGAAAAAGCACUCAAACGUUUACAUGAGCUAGCUGAACUCAGAAAGCAAGUUGUAUGUGCCCCAGGGAGUGGUCCAAUGUUCAAGUCCACAACUGUUGCUGUUAAAAAUGCCUCAGGGACAAAUCAGCAACUUGCCAGCCUGAAUGGUGGAAGAGCAGACAGGGAAUCAACAGAUCCAAAAGACAGCAUGGCAGGCAGUACUGAUGAUAAUAGUAGGGGAAAGAAUAAACUUUCUCUAAGCAAUACAUCUGACAUCUGUAAAGCUGAACAUUGUUUACUGGGAAAACAAACCUGUGGACAAAAAAUAGGAUUCUCUUUUUCCUUUCCCAAGAAAAUUCCUGUAAAACUGGAAUCAUCGGCAGCUGUUUUCUGUGACAGCACUGAAGAAGGACCAAGCAAAAUGAAUACAAGCCUCAAACGCAAAAUCAACUGGAAUACUUGCAGUACGCAAACAAAUUCCAGCAUAGAAACAGUUGCAGAUUUUGAAGUUAAGCCAGAAAGCAGUAAACACCAAGAGGAAAGCAAUUGCUGCACCAAAUCAAUGCCCUUGAUUAAAGAAGGGGUUCAGCAUUUGAUAAUAAAGGAUCAGAACAGUACAGCAGAAAGCUGUUUAACUUCCUGCAUGACUCAAGUUCAAGGCAAGAAUAAGCCAAAACUUCUCUUCUGCACUUCCAUGCCAGUAGAAAAGCAAGAUACACUCUACAACGUUGUAACUAAGGAAGAAAAAGCCUCAGAAAAUGACAGUUCGGUGUGCUUUGCUACUAUUGAGGACCGACAUGGAGUUGAUACAUUAAGUAAUGAAGCAUUCAGUUCACCAGUGGAAGAUGAAACAUCUAAAACAGCUAAUGAGUUAAUACAAAAUGGCGAUGUCACUGAAGAUUUCCUUCGUGGUUUGUCUGAGAAUUGUUGCUCUCUACAUGUAGAGGCAAAAAGGGCUGAUGUAAAAAACAAUCCUUGUGUAGGCAGAAGACCAGAUGCACCUUUCUUCCCUGUUGUCAGCAAGGAUGAGUCAACGGUUCUUCAGUGGCCAUCAGAGAUGUUGAAUUUCACUAACACUGAGCCUUCCAUAUCUUUUUGCUGCAACCCUCUUUAUUUUGACUUUAGGUCAUCCCAAACUAAAAGUUACGUGGAGGAGCGUAAAUCCAAAGCAAAUUAUUUUGACACAUCCCAAACCUCAUCAAAAGAAUUAAGCAGACCUGCCAAAAGGAACCUUUCAAGUGGAUUUUCUGAAAUGAAACCAGAUGUCUCCAGCGUCAAUGUGCAAAGUGCUGCCAACCGUUUUGAAAAGACGCUGAACCUUUGCAAUGAACAAAUGGUUGGAUUAAAUCUGUACUACAAUGGAAUUGGCCAGGAAGAACCCGUGAAAGGAAUUGCACCCCAUUGCAAAUCUGAAAAAUGGAAAAAGCACAAAAAGUCUUAUAGGCAUUUAAAGCAUAAGCAAAGGAAGAAAGAUAUUGAAAAAGAAAGUUAUACAAAUAGGAAAGACAAAGAGCAUAGCUGCAUCAACAAAAAAAUGAAAAGGAGAAGACUCUCAGUGGAGUCAAGAAAGGAGGCAAGUGAGAGAACCGAUGAAUUGUUUAAAGAAGAAAAUACUACAGACACAGUCGAAUGCAGACACAGACAAGAACAACAACAAAAAGAAUAUUCAGAAGGACACCCAGAACAAUCUGAAGUUAACUGUGAUCAAAAUAAUGCAGUUUUACAGACACUGGGUAAAACUCAGAAAAUAGUUGAUUGCAGCAAUGUCAAACAGGACACUUGGCAAAGUAAUUGGAAAAGUAGAGUAUGCAAUACAAAUCAUGAAUUGGGAGAGAAAAGAGAGAGUAGUGAGGGCUAUGGAGAAGAUGGUGAUUUUCUUAUAGGCAGUGAAAGAAACGGCUGCAAACAACAUAACCUGUGUUCAUCGUCGGGGGAUUCUUCAAGAAACUGCCAUUCGUCCUGUACCAUGUGUACUUUUACAAGUAAGCAAAGAACAAGAGGCAAUGGCUACAAUUCUUUAUCAGAUAUUGAAUAUUCAGAUCAACAGAGUGAUGAAAGGCAUUCUUGCCAGAACCUUUCAGUGAAGAGAAGAUAUGACUCGCUGAAUGGCAAGCCUGUCAUUGUCUAUCACAAACGCAGGAGACAUAGACUUGCUUCAUCCCCAGAUGGAUAUCAUAAACAAAUCUCAAAUUCGUCAGGCAGGCAUUUGAGCCAUGUGGGUAGCUCUAACUCAGAUAGUAGAUACAGUCGGAGAGGGCAAUCUCACAGACGAAAGAAGCAAUGUAAAACCAGGCAUUACUUCAAGAGCGAAAUAUCAGGAAGAGAAAAGAGGAAGUGUUUUUUGGCUGAUGAGUUGCAGCCUUGCUAUUCUUCAUGUCAAGAGAAUCUCUGUGAAAAUCCUGCACCAAUUACCCCAAGGCAAGAUACAAAUAUGAUAAAUAUCUCUCACUCUGUGGUACAGCAGGCAGAGGAAAGCUGCAGUUCAGUGUUUGAGCUAUCAACAGGAACAUUUGCAGAAGGUUACCAUUCCAAGAUAAACAACUGUUUUACAGAUGCAGAAGCAUCUAAAAUGACACAGGACAGAUGUGAAUUUGAUGAGUGCACGAAAAACAGUUUUUCAGAAAUGUGGAUUAAUCACAAAGACCCUUCAGAGAAUAUUUUGCUUCCCAGGCUUUCAUUUGUCCUAAAUGAUGGCACUGUGUUGCCACAGAGUGAAAAGGUACCGACUGUGAAGACUCUAUCACAGAAAGAAGUAAUUCAUCAGAAACAGACAGAUUUGUAUGGCGAUAACAAAGAUAUGAAGCCAUCUCUAAAUGAGGUAUUUCUUUGUCAUUAUGAAACUGCACCUGAAACACAUGUAGAAAGAGCAUCAUGGCUUCAAGACAAUUCAAAUAUUCCACACUGCCACACCCAGCAAACUCUGCAGAAUGAAGCAACGGCGAUGAUUGACGAUCAAAAUGGAAGUACUGAACAAACACACAAAACGUUUUCACCAUUGUCUCAAACAAUAUCAUUCACACCAGAUGAAAUUGAGAAAUACAAGCAACUGCAGAUUCAAGCUCAGCAUCACAUAGAACAACAGAAGCUAGUCAGCAAAGUGAAGACACCUUCACCCAUUGCAGCAAAUCCUGUGCAGCAGCCAAUCUCUCGUCAACAAUCAGUGACGACUGCAUCAAUUACAACAAUUCACCGGACUGUGCUCCAACAUCACACUGCUACUGCAGCUGCACUUUCCGCAGGAGUAUUCACGCAACCAUACUCACAGUCUGUUCCACAUGUCCAUUCUCUCCCGUCACACUUAACACAUAUUUCAUUAACCCCUGGCCUUUAUCAUGGAGGUCACCCGACUUUCCUAGCAGCUCCACAACUACAUAUCAUUCCUACUUGUGCUCUUCUCCCAUGUCAUUUUGCCCUCCAUCCCUUGCCGGCUACUACAUUGCUCCCCCCAUUACUGACGCUACAUAGUCCUACUAUUCCACUCCACCAUUUACUUCAUUCUAAUUUUACCACCUAAAAUUUCCUGCAUCUGACAGGCCACAACACCUAAAAUAUGAAAUGAACUAUAUGUUUACCUAAGUAGCCUGGAAUCCAGGCCGGGAUUUUCAUUAAGCCUGUAAAGCAUUAUUGGCAUUACCUAUUUUGGGUGUGUUUACAAUCUUUUUACAAAGUGGUAGAGAGAAUAAUAAGGAUACCCUUUGUAAUGUGUCACACAAAUCCCUUUUUUGCAUCUUAUAUUGGAAUGUUCCCUUCUUGCUGCAGAACCUGCUGUUAUACUUGAAGUCUACAGAGUAUUAAUACUGAUGUACUGCUGAUAGUGUUUACAGCAAUGUAAAUAAAUAUCCAUGAGUUUGGUCCAAAAUACACACAAAACUUUUAAAAUAUAUUAGGUAGGGAAUUUCUUUCUACUUUGUUGUAAUUAUUGGUCGUAUGCUGUUUUUUUAUCAAGUGAAUGUUGUGUGUAUACCUGAUGCACCUUGUCACCGAAUUUUGUACUGAUAUAUGUUACUGCUAGAUCAAAUUAGCUGUUUAAAAUUGGUAUGCGCAUACACACACACACAGAUAUUUAUGCAAUCAAUGAUGAACUAAACUAUCAGAAUUUGUAUUAAAUUGUCUAGAAACAUCAUCUAAACCCACAAUUAUUUUGACAUCUUAUAACUUACUGUUAUCCAUAUAUUUCCAUGACUGUAUAUUAUAUGUCUUUGUAACCAAACGAUGUCAAAGAAUACAAGAUACAAAUUUGUUACACAGCUGACAGUAAAAUAUUGACAAUGUGACUGUUUUACCAGAUAAUGGCAAAAUACGUGGUAUUAUGUGAAUCCUUGUUUAUACCUUGGAAGGUUUAAGUUAAUAAUAUGACUUGUUUGUAUCACUGGGCUGGAAAAAUUAGUGCAUUUUGACAAGUGUGUCCCUAAGAUCUGAUAUCGCAACAAGCAAUGGUAACAAUCAUUUCUUAAGAAUACUAAUGCAGAGAUAUUUUGCCAUCAAAAUUGAAAUAAUUUUGGACAUAUCUGGUUUGGCUUUGGACAGAUUGAGCAUUGCUUAAAUUGGAAAAUUACUUUAAUUCAGCAUUAACUAGCACUAAUUAAGCAGUAUUCCUCACAGACAUCAUAAAUAAAGAGCAUGUGGAUAAUUGCAGUGUUUUUGGUAGUGUGGUUAAAGGCUGAUUUUAUAAGGUGGUUGAUAUACGUCAUCAAAACCGUGAUGCACUGUAUUGCAUCUUAUCUAUAUCAUUACCUGAAUCGGGAGGCUUAAAGCUGUCACUGGGCAAGAAAUAGAAAAAUGUUUUUCUUGAGCUUUUUCUAAUGCGUACACAUGCAUAAGAGCAUUGUUUCUGAGGUUACAGCAUUAUUGACAGUGAAAAUAAAUUUUGUAUAUCAAAACAAGCCAUUUAAGAUUAUUUAAAUUCAGUUUUUAUAAUCAGUAAGAGAGCAUUUCUUCAUUGCACCAGAGUGUAAAAAAAAUAAUUCCAGCCAUCAUCCUGCCUCACAGUGUGAAUGUUGCAGUCAAGCGAGUUGUAAUAUUCACUGUUGUAUAUAAAGGAGAUCAGAAACCAAAAGAUCAUAACAUUUUCUAUUUAAUUGUGUGCAAUACCAUUAAAUAAAUUUUAUUCACUAAUAUGCUAAGUACAGCUUUACGCUUCCCCAAGCCAAUAAGAACAUCAUAAAUUGUGUUUCCAGAAGGUCAACAACAUAUUUAGCCCAACCUUGCUUUACACACCGUACUGCUCAUAUGUGAAACCAGAAUCAUUACUUGCCAUUGAUACCUACAUCAUUAACUAUUCACAUGCCAAUGAUCUGAAUUUUGGGAUCAGGGAUAUAAUGACAACUCUCAUUGUCGAUCUGAAGAAAGAUUUUCACAGAGAUCUAAAAAAACCUAUCAUUUACUCUGAUCCGGAGUUCUUCCAGCAACCAACACUUGCUGCAGAUGUGGUCGCUACCAUUCACACGGAUGAUCCCUGGAAUGGUAGGUUUAACGUAUGAUGAACGGCUAAGGAUCCUGGGAUUGUAUUCAUCAGAGUGUAGAAGGUUGCUGGGAGAUCUAAUAGAAACUUACAAUAUAAUGUAUGGCUUAGAAGGGGUGGAUGCUAGGAAGUUGUUUCCGUUAGGCGGGGAGAUUAGGACCCGUGGGCACAGCCUUAAAAUUAGAGGGGAUAAAUUUAAAACUGAAAUGAGACGACAUUUCUUCAGCCAGAGAGUGGUGGGCUUGUGGAAUUCAUUGCUACAGAGUGCAGUGGAGGCCAGGACAUUGGAUGCCUUCAAGGCAGAGAUCGACAAAUUCUCGAUCUCAGAAGGAAUCAAGGGCUACGGGGAGAGUGCAGGGAAGUGGAGUUGAAAUGCCCAUCAGCCAUGAUUUAGAUGGCAGAGUGAACUUGACGGGCCAAAUAGCCUUACUUCCACGCCUAUGUCUUAUGGUCUUAUGGUCUUAUAGUUCAGAGGCAAGGAAUACUGCAAUGACUAGCUCUCCUCAAAGUAUUUCUACCAGGAUAUCUGUAAGACACAAGUCAGUAAUGUAAUUGAAUAAUCCCCACUUGCCUGGAUGAGUCUAGCUCCAACAACACUCAAGAAGCUUGACACUAUCCAGGACAAAGCAGUCCAUUUCAUAGGCACCAUAUCUACAAGCAUCCAUUCCCUCCACCACCAAUGCUCAACAGCAGCAGUGUGUACUAUCUACAACAUGCGCUACAGAAAUUCAUCAAGGAUCCUUGCAGAGUACUUUCCAAACCCAUGACCACUUCGAACUAGAAGGACAGGAACAUUAGAUACAGAAGAACAUCACCACCUGCAAGUUCCCCUUCAAGCUACUCACCAUCCUGAAUUGGAAUUAUGUCACCAUUCCUUCACUGUCACUUGGUCAAAAUCCUGGAAUUUUCUCCCUAAGGGCAUUGUCAAUCUACCUACGGCACUUCAACUACAGUAGUUCAAGAAGUCUGCCGACCACUACCAUCUCAAAGGCAGCUAGGGAAAGGCAAUAAACACUGGCAUGUCUGAGAUGUCGACAUUCCAAGAAUGAAUAGUGACAGAAAAGGGGCAAACCCUUUGUCUAUUUAGUGAUUUUUGAUUGGGGACUCAGCAGCAUUCUAAAUGGAGAAGCAUAGAUUCAGAGGCAGCAGCAUUUAGGUUUCUACAAUGAACAGUGUAUAUGCAGACUUCAGAAGCUUCUGCAGUUUGAGAAGAGUAAUGAUGGUGGAUACUGCCAGUUUCACCAACAUUAUUACCACAAAAUCUGGGCCAUUGGUAAUUUCAGAAAUUAAUAUCCAGAAGCAUUAAGGAAUGGUAUUAGUAGAUGAACUGCUCUGCUCACCAAACAAUAACUAUAGCCAAUCGCUAUUGCUGGUCAAUUCUAACUAAUUUUGCAUUGAAAUUGUUUAAUCGUAAAUUCAUAUGUGCAUUUUAGAUGAUCUUAAUACCUCUUCUCAUUUAGUGGUGUGAAACAUAAAUAAUAAUCAAGGUGGACACACGUAAAUAAUAUGUGUAGCUAGUUGCAGGGAAACAAUUGCAGUUCAUUUCUGUACAAUAUCUCAAUGGUGUCCUUAUGCAGUAAUUUUUCUAUUGGUAAUGCUAAUCUUGCAAUUCUACCUCAUAUUCAAUGUAAUGCAAAAACUAUUAAAAAUACUUCAGCAAAACAGCGAUCUUAUUAUAUCUACAGGGUUUCUAAAUACAAUGUGAGCAGUCAAGCAACCUAUCUACAUGCACCUGAAGGGUGAAUGACUCUGCCGUCAUCUUUCCAUCUAGAUUCAGCUGAGAUACAAAACUAAAGUGCAUGUGAAAUCUGACAGAGUUUUGAAGGCUGUGGUAAACUUAACAGGCAGAUGUAACAUGCACUACCAAGGCUAUGAUCAUUCAGGUCCUAUCAUGGUUUUGUUUAGUUAAUUCUCAGAGGAAACAUAGUUGUGAUUGUUAAUGAGUUGUCAAGACAAUCACAAAUUCCUGCAGGAAAAGCAGUAAAAUGCAAAAUAAUCUAACAUUCUAACUUCUUACAUCUAGGAAUUAGAAGAAACCAUUAGAAUUAUUUUUAUUUAGCAGUGAGUUGAGCAGUGAGCAAUGUGUUCACUCCAAAAGGGUAAAAGAAAUGUAUUUAUCAUUUCAGACUUCCAAGGGAUCUAAAUAAUUGUGUGCCGUGGGGAAAAAUACAGGAUUAUAGAGAAAGCAAAAGGACUGGGGCUCAUUAAAUAGCUCUUUCAGAGCCUGGCACGGACAUGAUGGGUCAAAUAACCUUCUGAGCUGUGUGAUUUUAUGAUAAUUCUUAAUUGAUUUGUAAUGCAGAGGCUGAAAACUACUUUAAACAGAUAUUGAUGAUUUUUUUCUUGUCCUGCUAAUUCCAAAGAUAAGAGUAGGUAAUAUGAGCAUUACCUGGUCAUUCCACAAUGUUGAGCUCCCAGAUUGUUAAAUUCAUUGCACAUUAUGACAUAUAGAGGCUGACAAUUCCAGCUAAAUUUUGGAAAGUUGGAAAGAAAUAAAUUUUCAAGACCAUAUUUUUCAUUUAAAGUUCACUAUUUCAUUUAAGAUUUCCUAUUCAUUAUAUUUUGUUGAUACAAUUUAUCUUGGUUCACUAAACAAAUACAUCAUCCUGCCUGCAUGUUUGAUUACUCAAGAGACCAAGGAUAGAGACUGAAAGUAAAUUAUGUGCUGACAAAUAAUUUGAAGUGCAUUUUCAACUGCAAUUCUUCACAUGUCUAUGUUUUCAAUCUCAAUUCUGACAGAAAAAAAGCAUGAAACAGAAGCUAAGUAUUUCCCUAGGCCAAUGAAGAGGAAUUAAUUGGUAAUGCACUGGAGCGUGCUCACAUGUGUACCUGAGCAGACAUUGUGAUAUAGUUCUUGAAUGAGAAUGGGCACAGAUAGACUUCCGACAUGUUCAUCUAUUAUACAGCUCAUACUACGGCAGACAUCAGUAAGUUAAAAUGAACAUGGAGGCAAAAAAAUAAUUUCAUAAUACUCAGCUGAUUCAAAGGUUGUAUUUUCUGUUAAUUCAUUAUACUGGAAUCUGCCCCAUACUUUGAUUAUAUCAUCACUGAAGAGUGUAGAAAAUGAUCAUUUGGGAAAAGAAUUGAGAGGCUGUCAAUUUAAUAUAAUUUAAUCUGAUGAAACAUAUUGAACACAUCUUCCUAAUAGCCACAUUAUAAACAUUAAUUUGCUUAUGAAUAAUGAUUAACAGAUCUGAUGUAAAUAUAAUACUAACUGAUUAACUCUGGGAGAUGAAAUGUUCUUGAACUAACCAUAACUUACUCUAUUUGUUCUUUCAACCAAAUGUUUAAUUUAUCUAAGCAAUCAUUGUUAAAUCUUUCAACAUGCUUAUUCAAAGUGUUCUUAAUAGUGGAAAAUAUAGAAAUUAUAAGACCGUACGAAAUAGGAACUGGAGUUGGCUAUGUGGCCCCUCAUGCCUGCUCUACCAUUCAGCAGGAUCAUGCCUGAUCAGGCAUUCCUUCCAUCAACUUUCUUGCCCUUUCCCCACAACCCUAGAUUCCUCAACUGUUCCAAGAUCUAACUAUCUCAGCCUUAAUUAUACACAAGGACUCCGCCUGCCUCCCCUCCCACAGCUCUCUGUGCUAAGGAGUUCCAAAGACACUCAAUCCUCUGAGAGAAUAAAUUCUUCUUCAUCACAGUCUUAAAAGGUGUCCCUUUAUUCCGAGACUAUACCCACUAGUCCUAGAUUCUCCCAUGAGGGGAAACAUCGUCUCAGCAUUUAGCCUGGCAAAUCCCUGAAGAAUCCUCUAAUAUCUCAAUGUGAUCACCUCUCAUUCUUCUAAACUCCAGUGAAUAGAGACCAAAACUGUUUAAUCUUUGCUCAUAAAAUAAUCCCACCGUAUUAGGCAUCAUCCUAGUGAAUUUUCCCUGAACCAUUUCCGAUGAAAUAAUAACUUCCCUUAAAUAAGAGGACCAAAAUUGCGCACAAUACUCCAGAUGUGUUCUCACCAGCACCUUCUACAGUUGCAGAAAGACUUUUCCGUUCUUAUACUCCAACAUUUGCACUCUGUCAGACAAUGAAAAUGAACUUGUGUGUGCAUUCUCCUUUCAUCACUGAUACCAAUAAAAUUCAUACCAGCUAAAAUAGUGCAUUUUAGUUCAAGAUUAAACCUUUGUAAGUCAUAAAUAUUCCUCAGUAUUGGUAUGACCUGACCCUUCUAACAUUACUCGUGCAGCACUGUUAAUUCAUGCAGGUCAUUUCCUCACAAAAUGUCUUCCAUUUCAACAUUUAGUUUUCCUUUUCCUCUGCAACUGAAAGUAAUUUUAAAGGGAUUUAACUGCAACCAGAUUAAGGCUUUUUGCAAUUCAGCUGAACUUUGCAAAACAAAAUUGCGGCUAGAAAGUAAAGCAGUUUAUUGUAUAGGGAUUAGUUCUUCUUCAACUUUUAGCUAUAAACUGAAGCUGGUUAAUGGAAUUUUUUUCACAUACCAAUCAAUCCUUGGACAACAGCUGCAGAGCACCAACAAAAUUGGAAGAUUAAUAUGUUCCAGCAAGAUGAAGAAUGAGUUGUUUAUAUCCUUGCAAUGCUGAGGAUAGCCUCGAUUUUGACCUUCCUGCAGACAUAUCCAACAAUACACAGUGAUGUGUCAAAAAACAGCUCUCCUCUAGGAAAGUUAAUGAUUCAUGUGGUCUAAGUUUCUCUAUAUAAUUCGUUGUUAAUCCUGUUUCAUUAUACAGCACUCUGUA